Molecule: messenger RNA, 3741 nt
Organism: Cladocopium goreaui
Lineage: Eukaryota; Dinophyceae; Suessiales; Symbiodiniaceae
Source: the annotation of a GenBank genome assembly
AUGAUAGCGCAACAUGCUGAAAGGGGUGUGUAUGAAAUAUCUUGGAUAGCCGACUCCGGAGCAGGCCGUGACCUAGCAUCCAUGAAAGCUUUUCAGGAUCAGGGCAUCCCAAGUCAAAGCCAGCUGCCUUUCUUUGGAUUAGAUGUUAACGCAGUUCAGCUUGCAGCAGAUUCAGAAAGGUUGUUUGUGGCCGACAAAGUCGAUGACCACGUUCCAAUUUUCUCUGAAACCAUGCAAUUCGAGGCACCAUAUUCUUUUGGACUUCCUGCUGUUGAUGCAGCGCAUGGAGAUAGACCGCCCGUUGAAGAGCCUCAACCACCUGAGUCGAGACCCAUGCUUCCAGAAGUUACUGCUUUUGGCGAACGGUUGGCAUGUGAUUUCAUCAUUGUCUCGAAGUCCAGGACCGAAGGUCGAGACAAUGUUGUCCUUGUUGUCCGCGAUGAAUUCAGUGGUUUUGUCCGAGCAUUUCCGCUUGGAUCCAGAAGCAGUGAGAACAUCAAUAAGCAUCUUUUGGCAUUUUUAGGACCGAGUUAUCAUAAGCAACCGUCCAUUAUGGUUAAGAGUGAUCGAGCACAUGAAUUUCAGGCAUCAUGUUCACAGCUUGGAUUUCAACACGAGCCAACACUCGAGAACCGCUGGCGCCACAAUGCCAGGUUGGAGAGGGAGUUGAGAACAAUAGAAGAAAUCACUCGGGCUGUUCACUUACAAGCAGGUUUCCACAUGUUUCAGGACCUCUGGACAUUGUCAGUGUCGCAUGCAGCAUUCAUGAUCUCAUGCUUCCAUAAGACACCAGAUUCUGAAGUGACCAGAUUGGAACUUGCGACAGGCAAACCUUGGACGGGCAGGGAUAUCCUCUUGGGUCAGCUUGUUUACGUUCGUGAUUUGAAUCAGCAGAAGUUCCAAGCAAAUGCCAAACCCGCAAUCUUUGCGGGCUAUCGACUCGAUACGGGACCGCACUUCAAAGGAGUGCACUUGGUGUUGGAUUAUAAAUCCCUUCAAGAUAAGACUCCAGGCUAUAAUAUGCCCCUUAGCGUUCCUUUUGAAGAGGUUUUCAUUCCGGAGGGUGACCCAAUCAUGCCUUUGACCACAGCUUCACAAGCAGCACUGGCUGAGUUUGGUGGUUUGAAAUUGGAAGGUGUUCCAAACAUUGAUGUCCCAUUUUCAUCGCUGCCAUCUAGUGCGACACCUAGAGAACGGAAUGAGUACAUAACCUUAGAUAGAUUGAUUCGAUACGGUGCUUCACCUGGUUGUAAGGCUUGCGAGAAUGCUGGAGGAGUUCAUAGUGCUGCAUGCAAAGCAAGAUUCACUGGUUUGAUUCGUGCAGACAAAAUUGCAGCCAAAGGGAGACAGCGAUCGCCCUUGAGUCCAGCUGUUUCGAUGCCUCCAACACCUGCAUUGCCCCCUUCAUCCAUUGCUCCAAUGACGCCAUCGCUGCCGCCGGUCUUGGUAGAAGAAGCAGGUGAGGAUGUUACGGAAAGGGUAGACCCAUCCAGUUUGCCAUUCAGUGCAGGUAUACCACCAGGUACAGAAGAGGCCAUGAUCGGAAAGGUCAAUCAAGAUGUUGAUGCAGCAUUCAUUGAAGAAAAUCUUGCUAGAGGUAAGGCGAGAAGGUUGCAUGAGCUGAAAGGCAAAGACUUCCUUUUCGAAUAUGCAUGUUCAGAUGAUUCUAUCAUUGGUCAAAGGGCAGAGCAACUUGACAUCAAAGUUGUACGGUUGACAAGAUCCUUGCUAGACCUUGAGAAACCAAGUGACGUCGAACAAGCCAUUGGCCAACUCGAGCAGAUGCCAGGCGCGGAUGUCUACGUCUCACUGACAUGCACAUACUAUUCGCCACUCCAGCAUUUGAAUGUUGCAAUUCAUGGGAACGAAUAUAGGAAGAAAUUAAAACAAUCCAGAAGGAAGACCAUCAAAAUGUUGAACUUAGCCGUCAAAUUCUUGGAAGUUGCAAUCAAGAACCACGGUCGUAUUGCAGUCGAAUGGCCAAGGAGCAGUGGGCUCUGGGAAAUACAGGAAUGGAUCGCCUUCAUGAACAAACACAAUCUCAAGUAUGUUCAUUUUGAUGGGUGCUCACUAGGUCUAAAAGGACGAGAGCAGAAAUACCUGAAGAAGCCUUGGUGUAUUGCUACGAAUGAUCUUAGGAUCAUGCAGUACUUUGGUCAGCAUCAGUGUCCAGGGAAUCAUGAGCACGAGCCGACACAAGGCACCAAUGCCACGGCUUCAGCUUACUACACACCACAGUUUGCUGAGGUUUUGUGUGAAGCAUUGUAUCCACGACAGUCUUUCAAGUUUGUUCCAAAUGUGUCUGAAUCGUCUAGUGCAUUUGUGACCAGGAACUUGUCUCUCUCAGAGUGGCUUCAGGAUCCAAAGGGUCUACAAGCUGUGCUUGAUGAAGCAAAAGGUUUGCGAGGUAAUAAGACAUGGGAUGACGAGUCAGUCACUGUGCUGGGGAACUUGAAAUCCCAAGCCAAAGAACUUGGAAUCACUGUUCACAUUGCUUCAUUGCACACCCUCUGCGGGGUAAAGCAUUGGGAACAACCCAUCGAGCAACACAAAUAUAAAGGUAGAAUAGUAUAUAGAGGUGAUUUGAUCAGAAAUGAAUCAGAUGAGUUGGUGUUGUAUGCAGACACAGCAACCACCCCAACUGCCUUGGUUGCACUCAACCUCGCUUUGUUCUUCGGGACAUGCGAGAACAACUCCAUCUCUUUGUCGGAUGCACUCUGCGGAAUCGCAGAAUCUUCCUUCAAAGCUGUGCCGUCCCCAGCACUACCUGAAUCCAACAUGAGUGACGAAGAAGCUGACGAGCAGGGUUGGCUUCACAAAGACGCAGCCAAAGCCUUAAUGAGCCUACAGCGAUGCAGACUUCGCAUCAUGCCCAUUCGCAUCAUGCCCAUGGACGGCCAAAUCUACGAGCGGCAUUGUUAUUGGCUCUCAGUUCCAGUAGCACUUGAACAAGACAACGAGGCGGUUAUCCGAAUCGUACAGAACAAGUCCUCAGUGAAGUUAAGACAUUGCAAUCGCGUACAUCGGGUAAACAUUGCAUCGAUCAGCGACCUGCUCGAAAAGGAGGACAGUUUGGAUUUUCGCUAUUGCCAUACGAAGCAACAACUGGCAAAUGUUCUGACCAAGAUACUACCUCCAAUCCAAUGGAGCGAAGCGCUGGACCAACUUUGCGCGGGUGAGCCUGAUCCAGAUGCCAAGCAGGAAUCAGAGGAUGGCACCACUUUCUUUCUAACUACAAGUGCUGCUGUGAAGAGGAGGAAAGACGCUGAAGAGGCAGUAAGAGUUCGCAAGGAUUUGGAAGCCAAUGGACGAGGAAGGAAACGCAUGGCGCAUGAAAUAGAAGAGCUCCCAAGCAGGCCGCCAACUGCACUUGAGCUUCUUUGUGAACAGAUACCACCGCCUGAGCCAAAGCCAAGAAAACGGGGUGAGGACAAAGCACCACCUCAGAUGGCCCGAGACGAGCAAAAAGAUGCAACAAAAAAUGUGAAAAAACAUAGAAGAAAGGCGAAGGUCACCAAUAUUCCAUCCAAUUUGCAGUUCAAGUAUUUGAAGGAGCUCUUGGAAAAAGCCACCGGUCCAAUUGUGGAUGGGCACAUUGACGAGGCCUUUACAGCGUGGUUGGCCUUUCAGAACGCUGAGGAUGCCGAAUCCUUGUACAAUGAUUUCAAUGGUGGCGAGAUUAGCGGGGAAUCCAUUGAGGUAGAGCUCUUGUCAGAUUCUGAACCGCUUGGCAAGAUGUAA